Molecule: messenger RNA, 1240 nt
Organism: Heterocephalus glaber (naked mole-rat)
Lineage: Eukaryota; Metazoa; Chordata; Mammalia; Rodentia; Bathyergidae
Source: RefSeq, a predicted model, not a curated record
UUGAUUGCAGAUUCCACAUGUUCUUUCCCUGUUGUGCCUCUACCCUUUUCCUAGGAAGUCAUGCAAAACCAAAGCGUUGUGACUGAGUUCGUGCUCCUGGGGCUCUCACAGAAUCCAAGAGUUCAGAAAAUAGCAUUUGUGGUGUUUUUGUUGAUCUACAUUGCAACUAUGGGGGGCAACAUGCUGAUUGUGGUGACCAUUGUCUGCAGCCCUGCUCUGCUGGGCUCCCCCAUGUACUUCUUCUUGGUAUUCCUGUCAUCUCUGGAUGCCUGCUUCUCCUCAGUUGUCACCCCGAAGACAAUUGCAGACACCGUCUGUGAGAGGAAAACCAUCUCCUAUGAAGGCUGCCUGAUGCAGGUCUUUGGUGUACACUUCCUUGCAGGGGCAGAGGUGAUUGUCCUCACCGCCAUGGCCUAUGACCGCUGCGUGGCCAUUUGCAAGCCCUUGCACUACUCCUCCAUCAUGAACUGGAGGCUCUGUGGCAUUCUGAUGGGCGUAGCCUUGACAGGUGGCUUCCUACACUCUAUGAUUCAAAUUUUCUUUACUUUCCACCUGCCACUAUGUGGCUCCAACAUCAUCGAUCACAUCAUGUGUGACCUGUACCCAUUACUGAAGCUCGCCUGCACUGACACACACAUCUUGCAUCUUUUGGUGGUUGCCAACAGUGGGUCUUUCUGCAUCCUCAUCUUCUCUAUGUUGCUUGUGUCCUAUGGUGUCAUCUUGUUCUCCCUGAGAAAGCACAGUUCUGGAGGGCUGAGGAAGACUCUCUCCACCUGUGGGUCCCACAUUGCUGUGGUGGUUUUAUUUUUUGUUCCAUGUGUUUUUAUGUAUGCACGACCUCCAUCUGCUUACUUCUUUGAUAAAAUUGUGGCCAUAUUUGGCACCAUAUUAACUCCCUUGCUCAAUCCUAUGAUUUAUGCAUUCCAGAAUAAGGACAUGAAGAAUGCAAUGAGAAAAUUAUGGAAGAGAUUCAUGGUGGUUUCUGAUGAAAAAUAAAAUAUUAAACUUCUAAAAGAAAGAAUUUAAAAUAAAGAUGUCAAAAUGGUCUUAAAUAUUUAUGGGGUAGACGAUGUUUACAUGCUUGGAGGUAAUGUAAUACAGUAGAAAAAGCAUUUUCAAAGGCAUCUAGAAAUAAUAUUUUCACCCCAGAUUACCGAUCAACUAUGAACUGGCAACUCAGUAUCCUCAUAUGUCUAUCAAAAUGAUUUGAAUUUAUGCUUACUUUGAAUGUAGUGUUCAA